CGGGGCAUUAAAAUACGAAUCUACUAACAUUGCAAAGCGCGUUGCUCGUUUUUCUUUUCUGUGUCACACCUCCUUAUUUCGUUAUUAUAUCACUGGCAUGCCAUGGAAGGCUCAGAUUCAUACCUCAUACGACCCAACUAUCAGCACAAAUUCAAGCCUGCAGUUGUAAAGGAGUGCAUUCGUGAAACAGUGAAGGCGCGCUUAUCCGAAGUACAAUACGACCCAGAUGAGGUUUCAGAGCUAACCCGCACACUUGCUGACAGUGUGAAGAAUAAAGUGAAGAAGUUAGGGUUUGACAGGUACAAGUUUGUUGUGCAGGUAACCAUCGGAGAGCAACGCGGACAAGGAGUCAAGAUGUCGUCAAGGUGUUUAUGGGAUGCUGAUACAGACAACUAUGCAGAAGAUGUUUUCAUGAACGAAAGUUUGUUCUGUGCGGUGGCCGUGUUUGGAAGCUAUUUCUACUAAGCAGCCGGGAGUACGAAUGUGGAGGAGGAUAGCAGCUGCCGAGGUGGAAAGCGCGACAGAAAUCCAAUGGAGACCCACUAUCAUUCUGAGUUUUACAUUUUGACUUCUUGUCACUGUGUCUAGUCCUUUAUGGUGGUAUCUUACUGAGGCUUGCAAGUGUUUGCAAACACAGCAACUGUUGUUUUUUCGUCAGAUUUCUAAGAGGUUGCAAAGGCGUUGGGCAGAUUCUCGCAAACAUUUUUAAUGGUCACAGAUAGUAGUUCUUGUCACCCUCAAAUUUUGAACGUGUUCAAAAUUUCUUUACGCAAGCGUUCGCCGCUCAGUGAGAUAUGGGCUGUAUGAUUGAAAUGAAAUUUGAAAAUGGAAAACACACAUCUUACUGAAGCAAUAGAACCCCGUGAGAAAGAAAUUAUAAUUAUAUUCAUAUUAAUUAUCCCGAAAACUACUACAGGUUGAAGAUUAGUAUUGUAGUGCAUUGCCAAACUGUGUUUGUGGUGCAGGCAUAACGGAGAUCAUGAAAUGAUUGACCCCCAGA
This is a messenger RNA of Hippocampus comes (tiger tail seahorse), 1000 nucleotides long. RefSeq names its product dynein light chain Tctex-type 2B (gene dynlt2b). Bases 103 to 465 code for a protein of 120 amino acids. The transcript is spliced from 5 exons. Gene Ontology annotation, molecular function: dynein intermediate chain binding. Gene Ontology annotation, cellular component: cytoplasmic dynein complex; cytoplasm. Gene Ontology annotation, biological process: microtubule-based movement. Lineage: Eukaryota; Metazoa; Chordata; Actinopteri; Syngnathiformes; Syngnathidae. The record is from RefSeq and is a predicted model, not a curated record.